Messenger RNA from Ornithorhynchus anatinus (platypus), 1710 nucleotides. Its product is annotated as transcription initiation factor TFIID subunit 7-like. The record is from RefSeq and is a predicted model, not a curated record. Gene Ontology annotation, cellular component: transcription factor TFIID complex. Bases 371 to 1444 code for a protein of 357 amino acids. Gene Ontology annotation, biological process: transcription initiation at RNA polymerase II promoter; RNA polymerase II preinitiation complex assembly. The transcript is spliced from 14 exons. Gene Ontology annotation, molecular function: RNA polymerase II general transcription initiation factor activity. Lineage: Eukaryota; Metazoa; Chordata; Mammalia; Monotremata; Ornithorhynchidae.
UUUCUGCGUCACUGAUUUGAGAAUGGGCAAUGCAUUUUUAACUUUUGAUUCCAAAUAUGUAGUACAACAGUGUUGUCCACACAGUGGGUCUCAGUAAAGGCAGCGAUGAUAGUGGAAUAUUCAACCUGAAGUCUGGGGAUGGUUCUGGGCCGCAAUCACCAUCAGAGCGGGCCCCGCAGGGCGUUAUUUUAAUUUUUUUCUUCCACCUAAACCCAGUGAGCCCUGUUGUGUUGGCUUCUCCUCUGAGACAGAAAACCCAGCUGAGGCUUUAACUGCUGGAAAGGCAAGUGGCCAGGUUGGGCCGUACCCCCCGAAAUGGCAAAAGUGGAAAGACAAAUCUGAGAGUUUGCCUAGACAUUCAGGACAAAAAAUGAACAAGAGAAAGGAUGAUGUUUCCCCUGAGAUGGAGAGCCAGUUUAUUCUGCGCCUACCUCCGGAACACGCCGCCACGGUGAGACGGAUCAUUCAGGCUGGAAAUGUCGGCUCCAAGGGCAGACUGACCAUCGAAAUACAUCCCCACAAGUGUCACGGGAUGGUUCAGGUGGAUGGCAGCCCCCUGGUCGCUAAGGUGGUUGACCUGCCAUGCAACAUAGAAAGCUUGAAGACCAUCGACAAGAAAACCUUUUACAAGACUGCAGACAUCAGCCAGGUGCUGGUGUGCACAGAGGAAGGAGAGGAAGAAGACCUCUGCCCUCCCCCGGAAAAAUCGCCUGUCCCCACAGACCCGACAGUCAACAAAACGGCUGAGAGAGAGAAGAGGUUCAUCUUGGACCAUGGCAUCUCAGGACCCCUGAAGAACGUCCGGAAGCGGCGGUUCAGGAGAACAGCCAAGAAGAAGUACAUUGAGUCUCCAGACAUUGAGAAGGAAGUGAAGAGGCUGCUGAGUACCGAUGCUGAAGCCGUCAAUGUCCGCUGGGAGCUUGUAGCUGAAGAGGAAAGCAAGGAAGCGGGGAAUCCCAGCUCCCUCCUGAGCUCCGACGUCCCUCCGGGAAUGUCUAACCGCAAGUCGGGCCACAGCUCUUCAGAACGUGAUAAGCUGCGUGAGUUAUUCAACGACCUCAGCAGUAGCAGCAGCAGAAGCAGCCGAAGCAGCAGCAGCAGUAGUGAAGAUGAGGAUGAUGAGAUCAAUAUCGAUGACAUGGAGGAGGAGUUGGAAAGGAAACUGGAGGAACAGCUGAGUGACCUGGAUGGGCAGGACCAGGAAAAGGAGGAAACCAAUUUGCUAGCCUUGAGGAUCCAAGAGCAGAUUGAUAAUCUGAAGAGCAAACUGCAGGAGAACGAGGUGAGGGCAAGGCGACAAGAAGAUCUCAUCAAGAAAGUGGAAAAUAUGGCACUUAAGGCCCGACUUGAAAAUGCGCUGGAGGAUCUCAGAAAGCAGGAAGAACAAGAUCAGCUUCAGCUCAACUCCCUGCAGGAACAGUUGGAGAGCAUCAUGCAGCAGUGAAGGGGUGGGAGGGGAGCUGGCUUAGGCCAAGAUGACUUCACCGUUUUCCUCUCAGUUGGUGUAGUGAGUCUCUCUUGGACUGAAGCUGAGAGCAAAUGUGUCUGGGUUUACACUUGGUUGUUUCCCCUUCCCACCUUCCCCACAAACCUACUCCAGAUCCUGAAAGAUUUAAAGGGGGAAAACCCCUAAUUCUUUGGACUUGGUAAUUUGAGAGGGCUCACUUGAGAGAUCAUCUCUAAAAUAAAAUGUCACUCUUCUUUUUGCUA